CCGAGUUUGGUUUGUAGACUAUGUCUUAUUAUGAAGAGAUUGAGUUGCAGAAGUAUGGUUGAGAUUUCGACGAUUUCUUUAGCUUUGAUCGUAUAGGAUUGGAAAUUCUAAUGUUUGGGCUGGCGACAGGAUAAUCUAGAAUGCUAUUUAGGGUGUUUUUGUGUGUUUUUCUUCUGUAUUUCGUGCGUGGCUCGUUGGCGUCUUCGCCACGACUGCUGUUUGCCAAUCGAAAAGACAUCCGAAUUCUACGAAGUACUAAUGGCUCGCCAAAUGACACUAUCGUUGUCAGUGGUCUCGAAGACGCGAUCUCUUUGGAUUUCGAUUACCAGCAGAAACUCGUCUUUUGGACGGACGUUAGUUCAGAGAAAAUUAAAAGCGCUCGUCUGUUUGGCAAUAAAAACAAAGUUAGAACUGUUAUCGAUAUUGGAUUGAAGCGUCCUGAAGGAUUAGCUGUCGACUGGGUCACCAAGAAGUUUUACUGGACGGACUCACAACUUGAAACAAAUCGAAUUGAAGUCGCCAAUUUUGAUGGAUCCUUUAGGAAAGUGCUUUUCUGGCAUAAUUUGGGUCAGCCAAGGGCUAUAGCUGUAGACCCUACGUCUGGAUACAUGUUCUGGACCGACUGGGGCGAAGUUCCCAAGAUUGAACGUGCAGACAUGGAUGGAAACAAUAGAACUGUCAUAGUCUCAAAAAGAAUAUUUUGGCCAAACGGCUUAACCAUCGACUACAAAGAUAGAAAAAUAUACUGGACUGAUGCUAAAUUAAACCAUAUUGCGUGUACCAACUUUAAUGGUGAUCGCACUAUGAGUGUUGUCCAAGGGUCACUGCCGCACCCAUUUGCGCUCAGCCUAUUUGGAAACAAGCUGUAUUGGACAGACUGGACGACACGGUCGAUUCAUUCUUGUAAUAAAAAUACUGGUCAUGGAAUGCAAGUGUUAAAGUCAAAGAUUGAAUCACCAAUGGAUAUCCAUGUGUUUGAGCCAGAUCGACAAAUAAAGCUACCUUCAAGUCGAAAACAGUGUGGACAGAAUAAUGGUGGCUGUAGUCAUCUGUGUUUACUGGCCCCCCAUGGGUACUCGUGUGCUUGUCCUACCGGUGUCCAGGUCCUCUCGGAUGGUAAAACAUGUGAAACAGGACCACAACAUUUUCUUUUGCUGGCCAGAAGAACUGAUAUCCGUCGGAUAUCCCUGGAUACUCCCGACCACACGGACGUGGUGUUACCCUUGACGGGAAUCAAGCAUGGUAUGGCGGUUGACUUUGACCCUGUAGAAAAAUACGUGUACUGGAGUGACGACCAAAAUGAUUACAUCAAGAGGGCUCGUAUUGAUGGCACAGGUGUAGAAGUGGUCGCAUCGAUCGAGGUACAGAAUCCAGACGGUAUAGCUGUAGACUGGAUUGCUCGUAACCUAUACUGGACAGACACGGGUAUGGAUCGGAUUGAAGUUAGCAGACUUGAUGGGUCAUCUCGUACGGCUCUUAUCUCUAAAGGGUUGAGGGAACCAAGAGCUAUUGUAGUGGACCCCGGUAGAGGGUACAUGUUCUGGACGGACUGGGGCAAGAACGCCAAAAUAGAACGAGCGGACCUAGAUGGCAGCAAUAGACUGGUACUAGUCAACACUUCAAUAAUAUGGCCAAAUGGAUUGGCCAUUGACUAUGAUGAACAAAAACUUUAUUGGGUCGAUGCCAAGCUAGAUAAAAUAGAAGCUAUGGACUUCAGUGGGAAGAAUCGUCGAGUCGUCUUGAAUAAAAAUCUGCCGCACGUGUUUGGGCUUACUGUGUUGGGCGAGUAUCUGUACUGGACAGACUGGCAGAGGAGGAAUGUGGAUAUGAUCCAUAAACGUACGGGAAAAGGAAGAAAGAGCGUGAUUGAGAAUCUGCCGGAUUUGAUGGGACUGAAAGCAAUCAACUUGACCAUUGCUUAUGGUUCGAAUUCUUGUCAAAAGAAUAAUGGUGGAUGCAGUCAUCUAUGUUUGAACCGACCCACGGGUCAUAUAUGUGGCUGCCCUACUGGUAUGGAACUGCUCAAAGACAAGAAAAAAUGCAUCAUUCCCGAGGCAUUUCUACUCUUCKCCGGCAGUAAAGACAUCCACCGUAUCUCUCUUGACACGUACAGUGGUGACAAAGGGAUCCCACUCAUCGGCGUCAAAGAAGCCAACGCGCUGGACUUUAGCAUUAAAGACAUGCGUAUCUACUGGACCGACAUCUCACUCAAAACCAUCAACCGUGCUUUUCUCAAUGGGAGCAACCCUGAGAAUUUAAUCAUCGUCGACCUCGAAUCACCAGAUGGGCUUGCUGUGGAUUGGAUCGCUAAGAAUCUGUAUUGGACGGAUUCCAGGAAGCAUAAGAUUGAAGUGGCAAGGGUUGACGGUCAACAUCGAAGGACACUGUUUUAUAAGGACGUCUGGGAACCUAGGUCUCUUACUCUGGAUCCAGUGAAUGGGUACCUGUUUUGGGCUAAUGGUGGCGAUAACCCGAGCAUCGAGAGAGCAAACAUGGACGGCUCGAAUAGAACUCUCAUCAUAACAGGAGUCAAACGACCCAACGAUAUCACUCUUGACUACAAAGAAAACCUUAUUUUCUGGGUCGAUACCGACAGCUCUGUCAUCGAGUGUACAGACUACUCAGGAGGAAAUAGGAGAAUCGUCGCAAGGUCCUUGUCAAAACCCUACGCCUUGACGCAAUUCAAGGAUUAUAUCUACUGGACAGACUGGGACACAGAAUCAAUCGAACGAGCCAAUAAGACAACAGGAUUGAACAGGACGCGUGUGCGAAGUGCAGUUGAUUAUGUGAACGAUAUCAUAGUUUUCCACACAACCAGACAAGAAGGAUGGAACGUGUGCUUCGUGAACAAUGGUGACUGUAGCCAUCUGUGUCUAGUAAGACCAGGACAGCAAAGAACAUGCAGCUGCCCGAUGCACUUUAAACUGUUACCUGAUAACAAGACUUGUGAAGCUCCUAAAGCGUUCAUGUUGUACAGUACCACCGAAUCCGUCCGUCGGUUCAUCUUCGACUCCAACGAUUUCCAUGAAAUCAGCUUACCACUGCGUAAGCUCCAUGACGUCAUCGCUACGAGCUAUGACAUCAACACUCAGUAUGUGUACUGGAUCAACGCCAAAACGAACACCAUUCGUAGAGCGUUCGAGAACGGUUCGGGUGACAGCAUAGUGAUUGAUGAUCCAAAUGUUGCUCCUUAUGAUCUUGCGAUCGAUCCAUACGGGCACCAGAUGUAUUGGACGGACAGCGCACGAAACGAUAUCAAUGUGUUCAGCUUGAGGAAGAUGAAGCCUUUAGGUGUUGUGGUGAUGGCUAACAAGGGGGAGGAACCAAGAUCUAUUGUUUUGUUUCCAGAGAAAGGGUUAAUGUUCUGGACAGACCUUGGUUCAAAUGGACCAGCGAUUCUUCGUGCUUCGAUGGACGGUACCAACCCACAAGUUAUUGUGAGUUCUACCAUAACGAUGCCUGAAGGCCUAGCUGUAGAUAUUGAUGGCGAGAAGCUUUACUGGACGGACACUUCGCUGAAGAAGAUUGAAGUUUCUGAUCUAUCAGGUGCCAAUCGUGCAGUACUGGUCGAGAAGAACCUUCUAAAACCUGUGGGCAUCGCUGUCUAUGAACAGUUUCUUUACUGGAUCGACAGCCAAGCGCGAGUAAUUAAACGAGUGAGGAAGGAAAGUGGCAGUGAGAUGAGGACAAUCCAGGCUGGAAUUGAUGACUUGACUGAUCUUGUAGCGUUAGACCGAAGAAAGAAGAUGGCCAAUCAUCCUUGUAUCAAUAACUUAUGCACGCAUAUAUGUCUGAUUGGUCGAGAUAACACUGCAAAGUGUUCGUGCACUGGUGCCAUGGUCAGAAAAGAGGACAACCGAACUUGUGGAGAACCAUCGACAUGCCCUGCAGAUAAAUUCACUUGUGUGGAAGAAAGGGGUAACUGUAUUCCAUUCUUGUGGCGUUGUGAUGGCAUGAACGACUGCGCUAAGGGUUCAGAUGAAGAGAACUGUCCUCCGUGCGCUCCCAACCAGUUUCGCUGCGAAAAUGGUCAGUGUAUUGAUGGUAAUCCAAAAUGUGAUAACCACAAGAACUGUUCUGAUGGCAGCGAUGAAAAAGGAUGCACUACCUGUGAGCCCAACCACUUUCAAUGUAAGAUUGGAGGUUGCAUCAGUGCUGAAUGGCAAUGCGAUGGUCUCAGUGACUGCGGGGAUGGCUCUGAUGAAAUAAAUUGUGAAGCAAGAAAUGUUACUGACAAAGCAGCUCUCCGCAAGCUCAAUUCUCAACUCAGCGCCAAAAUGGUUGGCGGAAUUGUAUCGUCAAUAGUCGUUUGUCUUCUGCUGUUCGCGAUAUCGUUACUUGUCUGGCGUCGACUGAAGCACACUCCUGACAGUAACAUACCCCACGAUAUUGGUCUCGUAGUCACCCCAACCAAUAAUAGGAUAACUUCUUCGACUUGUUCGAGUUUAUCACACGCAAGUCUUUAUACGAAACGAAAUGGCGUAGCGUCGUCCGUAGCGUCGAGCAAGAGACUCAAUAUCAUAUCUAACAUCACUAAUUCUGGGACGCUACAUACGGCGUACGAUCGUGAACAUUUGACAGGAGCGUCAUCGUCGUCGUCUGCAUGUACAGUUAUAAGCGCUUAUCCGAGGGAGACGCUCAAUCCCCCUCCGUCACCCGUGACGGAGCGGUCGUUAUUCUCGUCUAGGUCACGUGGGUAUUGUGAUUCCGUCAUGACUCCUUCUACUUGUCCGAGUCAUCGUUACUACCGUGCGCACAUGCCGCCGCCACCCACGCCAGUCUCUACUGAUGCGGAAUCAUCUGUCAAUCAUCCGCUUCAUCGGCAUCAUCGGAGAUCACAUAAUGUACGGAGCAAAAAAUUUAACCGAUACCCGGACUCGAAUUGUACCGACGUGGCGUACGACUCGGACUUAUUCGCUCCUCCCCCGACACCAAAUACGAACUACUUAUCCGAGGCGACUCAUUUCUCGGAAAACGAAUGCCCUCCGUCGCCGACUAUAACAGAAAGGAGCUAUUUUCAUCCUUACCCCCCUCCCCCAUCGCCCGUGACAGACACGCCGUCAUUGGUGUGAGAAGUAAUUAUGUUAUAGAUAAUAUUAGUUAUCUAAAAUAUUAAUAUGAAUUAAUCUUUAUCAGACCGAUAAAGUAAUCAGAGAAUCCGAUGUAGGAAGGUCGCGUUUUAGUAGCCUUAUAAAGCAAAGCAAUCCUCAGUCAAAUUGUCCACGUGAUCAAAUUGACUUAUCACGUGACGAAUAGCGAAUCACGUGACUGGUAGGCUGCGUGGGGGUUGGGACUGUCCUAAAGGGAGACAAAAAAGGUUUCUAAAUAAUCUGGGGCAGAGAAGUGGUUGGCUUUAGGAUUAUCUCCUCUAAGCCAGUUUUUUCUGUGCCUUUCUAAAAGUCAAUGCCAUUUCCAUGGUUUUAGUUGCGUUGCGUUACGUUAACUAGCGAAACACCAAACUUCACCCGGAACGAAUUCUACGGAUUCUUUGAUUAUUGCUGCAUUACCCAAGAACCUUUGCCGUGAAGUUUUUAAUUUUGUUGUCUAUUUUCUCCAUGAUUCGUUUUGCCUGUCGAGUUUAUUCAUUGAUUUUUGAUUUGAAUGAGAAUUGUUUUUGACUUCGAAUACCGCUUUAAGCCUUCUUUUAUAUCCAAAUGCUUCGUAUUUUAAAAUGUUUUUAUUCCUGACAAUUUUUAGACUUAAAUUACUUCAUUUUUCUCCGUCGCGAUCAAGUAAGUCAGCGGUAUCGCAAACAAAUCUAUGCGCCUUGCCGUCACGCGUUUUAAUUUUAGUUACGCAAAGAAUCUUGGGUAACGCGAAAUAUUUAAAUACCUAUAUGAUAUUGUAAAUAUACUGUAAAUAGUAUAUAUAUAAAUAGUUGUAUAUGAUAUAUUCUCCCUUGCUCCCCUAUAAGAGUUUUACAAAUUUUAAAUUUCUGGGAGAAUUCCUAAAUUAAUCAACUAACUGUUGAUAAACCAAACAUAAGCUAGAGUGCAUAACAUAUUUCCGUGAAAUACUUUGUAAAAAUUUGCACAAAUUAGUAAUUGACCUCGGUAUACCGUAGACCUAUAAAACUUUGCACUAAUUUGUACGCUUUUGUUAGUUAACUUUUUCAUGGAUAUAUGGUAUGCACACUACUAAAACGCCAUCUUGUUCUGCCUGCAAAGGAUCUUGGGAAAUUUAAAAUCCUUUUGCGUGCCAAUUCAAAAAUGGCGGUAAAAUUUAACUGAGUUGUUUACCUUAGAUGACUCGCUGUGAUUGGCUGAAAUGGUGGUUACAAUAAUUAUUAAGCCGCUUAUCUGUAGAAUACCUUUUGAUAUUUUGCUAAAUUAAUAUAUUUUUUUCAAUAAAAAGUAUUUGUACAAA
Molecule: messenger RNA, 6366 nt
Organism: Actinia tenebrosa (Australian red waratah sea anemone)
Lineage: Eukaryota; Metazoa; Cnidaria; Anthozoa; Actiniaria; Actiniidae
Product: low-density lipoprotein receptor-related protein 6
Molecular function (GO): protein binding
Source: RefSeq, a predicted model, not a curated record